Molecule: messenger RNA, 531 nt
Organism: Pseudomassariella vexata
Lineage: Eukaryota; Fungi; Ascomycota; Sordariomycetes; Amphisphaeriales; Pseudomassariaceae
Product: Ctr copper transporter
Exons: 2
Coding region: 1-531 (176 amino acids)
Biological process (GO): intracellular copper ion homeostasis; copper ion transmembrane transport
Cellular component (GO): plasma membrane
Molecular function (GO): copper ion transmembrane transporter activity
Source: RefSeq, a predicted model, not a curated record
AUGUCUGACAGCACCUCAGAUAUGAUGAGCAUGAUAGCCGUGUUCCAGAAUACCAUUGACACGCCGCUCUACUCCAUGGCCUGGACGCCUGACGGUGUCGGCACGUAUGCGGCAACGUGCAUUUUCCUCAUUUUGCUGGGCGGCGUCUUCAGGGGCCUUCUGGCUGCCAAGUCGAUCCAAGAGGCACGGUGGCUCGACAAGGAGUUCAGUCGCCGAUACGUUAAUGUGAGGGGAAAGUUGCCGCUGGAGGAGACGGUGUCGCGCGAUAGCAUGGCAAAGGGAAUGACGCUGUCGGCUAAUGGUCUUGAGGAGAACGUCGUGGUAGUGGAGAGGAAGCACACACACGUUCGAGCUUGGAGGCUGUCCGUCGACCCCAUUCGCGCACUUACCGACACUAUCAUUGCUGCCGUUGGCUAUCUUCUUAUGCUGGCUGUAAUGACUAUGAACGUCGGCUACUUCUUCUCCGUUCUUACGGGCGUCUUCCUCGGCAGUCUCGCCGUCGGCCGGUACAUUCACGGAGCUGAGCACUAA